Thermothielavioides terrestris NRRL 8126 is the source of this 3405-nucleotide messenger RNA. RefSeq lists its product as uncharacterized. Gene Ontology annotation, biological process: protein processing. The record is from RefSeq and is a predicted model, not a curated record. NCBI's taxonomy places the organism in Eukaryota, Fungi, Ascomycota, Sordariomycetes, Sordariales, Chaetomiaceae. Gene Ontology annotation, molecular function: metal ion binding. Bases 176 to 3208 code for a protein of 1010 amino acids. The transcript is spliced from 2 exons. Gene Ontology annotation, cellular component: mitochondrial matrix.
GAUUAAGCCGGGCCAAAAUUCGGCCAGCGGUUCAAGUUCCACUUGCAUCGAAGAUUUUCGACUCAGACCUCUGCAGGUCUCAUGUCACCACAGGUAGCCAGCUUGAGCCCCAUCGAGUCGGCCUGCCUGCCCGUCUGCCUGGGACCGUGACAAGCCUUCUCGGCGUGUCAACACAAUGCUCCGCAGCACGGCCCGGCGCGCUGCGAAAGCUGCGACCAACCUCGCGCAGUACCCGAAGCCCGGCGAGCAGCUGCACGGCUUCACGCUGCUCCGGGCGAAGCAUGUUCCCGAGCUCGAGUUGACGGCACUGCAUCUGCGGCACGACAAGACCGGGGCCGAGCACCUGCACAUCGCUCGCGAUGACAGCAACAAUGUCUUCUCGAUUGGCUUCAAGACGAACCCGCCGGACGACACUGGCGUCCCGCACAUCCUGGAGCACACCACGCUCUGCGGCAGCGAGAAGUAUCCUAUCCGCGAUCCGUUCUUCAAGAUGCUGCCGCGGACCCUGUCUAAUUUCAUGAACGCGUUCACCGCGUCGGACCACACCUUCUAUCCCUUCGCCACCACCAACGCCCAGGAUUUCAAGAACCUCAUGUCCGUCUACCUCGACGCGACUCUCCAUCCCUUGUUGAAGGAAUCCGACUUCACACAGGAGGGGUGGCGCAUUGGGCCCGAGAACCCCCAGGCGCUCGCCACCGGAGCCGAGGUCAAGCCCGAAGACCGGAAGCUCGUCUUCAAGGGCGUCGUGUACAACGAAAUGAAAGGUCAAAUGUCCGAUGCCGGCUAUCUAUUCUAUGUCAGGUUCCAGGACCACAUCUUUCCGGACAUCAACAACUCCGGCGGCGAUCCCCAGAAGAUCACCGACCUCACUUAUGAGCAGCUCAAAAAUUUCCACGCACAGCACUACCACCCGAGCAAUGCCAAAUUGUUCACGUACGGUGACAUGCCACUAGCAGAUCACUUGCGUGAGAUCGAUGCGCAACUUAGCGCUUUUGAGAAGAUCAAAGGCGAUCCGACCAUCCAUCGCCCCAUCGAUCUCAGUAGCGGCCCGAGGGAGGUCCGCCUAGUCGGCCCCGUGGAUCCGUUGGUGGACUUGAAUAAACAAUUCAAGACCUCUGUGUCGUGGGUGCUCGGGGAUACUUCGAAUGUCGUCGAAUCCUUUUCCUUGGCGCUAAUCUCCGCGUUGUUGACGGACGGCUACGGCUCGCCCCUGUACAAGGGUCUCAUCGAGACCGGUCUCGGCACCGACUGGAGUCCCAAUUCCGGCUAUGACAGCUCCGCCAAGGUUGGGAUAUUUUCGAUCGGCUUGACCGGCGUUCAAGAGGCGGACGUGCCCAAGCUCAAGCCCACUGUGCAAGAAAUCCUCCGCAGCGUGCGCGAGAAAGGUUUUGAGCGCUCAAAAAUCGACGGCUAUCUCCACCAGCUCGAGCUCAGUCUUAAGCACAAAACGGCCAAUUUUGGCAUGUCGCUACUGCACCGGCUGAAGCCCAAGUGGUUCACGGGUGUUGAUCCGUUCGAUUCGCUCGCCUGGAAUGACACGCUUGCUGCCUUCGAGAGAGAGUACGCGAAAGGAGGCUACCUCGAAGGUCUGAUGGAUAAGUACUUGCUUAAUGACAACACUUUGACCUUCACGAUGGCGCCGUCUCCCGAUUUUGUGCAGGAGUUGGCGAAGGAGGAAGAAGCCCGCCUGAAAAGCAAGAUCUCCAAGGCCAUCGAGAUCGCGGGGAGUGAGGAGCAGGCGCAGGCCGCUCUCGAAGCACGGGAGCUGGCAUUGUUGGCCGAGCAGGCCAAAUCCAACACCGAAGACCUCAGCUGCCUGCCCAGCGUCCAUGUUCAAGACAUCCCGCGCCAAAAGGAGCCUGUGGUUUUGCGGACCGAGACUGUGGGCGAGGUCAAGCUCCAGUUGCGGGAGGCGCCCACAAACGGUCUGACCUACUUCCGGGCCAUCAACACGCUAGAGAACCUGCCCGAUGAACUUCGCUCUCUCAUUCCCCUGUUUGCGGACUCGAUCAUGCGCCUCGGCACGAAAGACAUGACCAUGGAGCAACUUGAGGAUCUCAUCAAGCUGAAAACCGGCGGCGUGUCCGUUGGCUACCACUCGGCGUCGCGCCCGACGGACUACACGCAAGCCAGCGAGGGUCUCGUCAUCUCUGGCAUGGCUCUCGACCGCAACGUACCGGCCAUGUUUGACCUGCUGCGCAAACUGAUUGUCGAAACCAACUUUGACAGCCCGGCGGCUGCCCAGCAGAUCCGGCAGCUUCUGCAAGCGGCCGCCGAUGGCGUCGUCAACGACAUCGCCUCGUCCGGGCAUGCCUAUGCUCGAAGGGCCGCGGAAGCGGGUCUGACCUGGGACGCCUUCCUCAGAGAGCAAGUCAGCGGUUUGUCGCAAGUAAAGCUGGUGACAAGCCUGGCAAACCGGCCGGAAUCAGACCAGCUCGAAGACGUCAUCGCGAAGCUGAAGACGAUUCAGCAGAUCGCGCUUGCGGGCACCAUGCGAGCCGCCAUCACUUGCGAUCGCGAGAGUGUCGCCAGCAACACCAGCGCGCUUUCCGGCUUUUUGGGCUCGCUCCGCCCCGGCGAUGCAAAGUUCCCUCCCCGACGGACUGAGCAGUUUGCAAGAAACAUCAAGUCGUUUUACCCCCUGCCGUAUCAGGUGUAUUACGGCGCGCUUGCCCUGCCGACGGUGUCCUACACGUCACCUGACGGAGCCCCUCUCCAGAUUCUCGCCUCUCUGCUGACUCACAAGCACUUGCAUCACGAGAUUCGCGAGAAAGGCGGGGCAUACGGCAGCGGAGCAUAUUCUCGCGCUAUCGACGGCAUCUUCGGCUUCUAUUCAUACCGCGACCCGAACCCGCUUAACACCAUAAAGAUCAUGCGGGACGCCGGCCGGUGGGCUGUUGACAAGAAGUGGUCGGACCGCGAUCUUGAAGACGCCAAGAUCUCCGUGUUCCAGGCUAUUGACGCCCCUCGAGCAGUCAACGAAGAGGGCAUGAGCAACUUUGUCUACGGCAUCACCGAGGAGAUGAAGCAAAAGCGUCGAGAACAACUCCUCGACGUCACCAAGGACCAAGUUCGAGAGGUCGCGCAGAGGUACAUCGUCGAUGCGCUUAGCAGAGGCGCCGAACGGCUCGUCUUUUUGGGCGAGAAGCGGGACUUCGUCGACGAGUCAUGGGAAGUCACCAACAUGGACAUCAACGGAACGCCGUAACGGCAGCAUAUGAGUGUCAACCAAGCACUCGAACGGCGAGCCGUCAUGUACUUUUUUUGUAACUGAACAUGUACAACAACACGCAUACCGAUGAUACCCAUCUCUAACACACAGGCCACGCCACCUGAUCAUACUCUGCAGCACUGCCACCAUCCGGGACCGUUUAACCCCCUGAUGACUGAUGACUGCCAUCAGCC